Molecule: messenger RNA, 932 nt
Organism: Lolium rigidum
Lineage: Eukaryota; Viridiplantae; Streptophyta; Magnoliopsida; Poales; Poaceae
Product: 50S ribosomal protein L9, chloroplastic-like
Exons: 6
Coding region: 16-615 (199 amino acids)
Biological process (GO): translation
Cellular component (GO): mitochondrion; ribosome
Molecular function (GO): structural constituent of ribosome
Source: RefSeq, a predicted model, not a curated record
CACACCGCCUGCGCAAUGGCGUCGCCGUCGUGUGCAUCCACGCUGCCCUGGACCGCCGCCUUCGCACCAUCAUCCUCCUCCGCCUCCACCGUCUCGCCGCGCGGACUCCAGACGCGCCGGGCCCCGUCGCUGGUCAUCGUCGCCCAGGGCAAGGUCAAGAAGUAUCGCCAGGUCAUAUUGAUGGACGACAUUGAGGAGGUGGGUGGGAAAAAGGGGGAUACGAUGAAGGUGCGGGCCGGCUUCUACCGCAACUUCCUCCUCCCCAAGGGGAAAGCCACUCUGCUCACUCCAGACGUCCUCAAGGAAAUGGAACUGGAGCAGGUUAGAAUAGAGGCUGAAAAGAAGCGGGUAAAAGAAGAGGCACAACAACUUGCGCGAGUAUUCGAGACUAUUGGGGCAUUCAAGGUGCCACGUAAAGGUGGAAAAGGAAAGCAAAUCUUCGGGAGUGUCACGUCGCAGGAUCUCGUCGAGAUCAUAAAGUCACAGCUUAACAGGGACGUCGACAAGCGCCUGGUGGAGGUUCCGGAGAUCCGCGAGGUCGGGGAGUAUGUCGCUGAGAUCAAGCUCCACCCCGAUGUCACCGCCAAGGUGAGGCUGACUGUGUAUGCCAAGUGAGCACGGCCUGCUUCGUGCAGAACCUGAAGUGGAUGGUGAAGUCCAAUCUCAUCUGACACCCAGAUAUUCUGAAAAUAUUGUAAUUGUUCUGCCUGUGAUGGAGGAUGGACCACUUUUACAAUGUUAUUGUGGUGCUGUAUACUUUAGGACAACUAUGGAAAGAGCUCUUGAUUCUUACCAAGUGAAUAUUUGGAAUCCUUUUUUGUCGCUUUUGCUCCAGAGAUUUUGCUGGAUUUGCAAGAUUUUCAACCACUGAUUGACAUCGUCAUUAUCAUGAUCGUACCUGUAAAUCCAGCUCAGAGUGUGUACUAUCUCUA